GUCAAUUGUCAUUCGUUUGACGUAAAAAAGCAUCUUUUUGUGGUUGCAAUUUUUAUUUUGUGUAUGAAUUCUCAUAAAAAUCACAAUGUCCGAUAAACUCAACCUUCCACUUGACCGACAUGAUAUGAAGAAUAGAGCCACAUCUCAUCUACGAAUAUAUGUUGGUGGUUUAACUGAGCAGGCUACUGCUGAAGCGUUAUUUGACCAUUUCAACCAAUUCGGCCAGAUAAAUGGUAUAGUAGUGAACAGAAACUUUGGGUUCGUACAGUUUGAGGAAGAGUCUCAUGCCCAAGCUGCUAUUGCUAAGGCUGAUGGAAGUGUGUUUCAAGGGAAAACUCUUAGUGUGAGAACAGCACAAGCUAAUCCAGAUAAAAGGCGUGAGGAGGCCCCAGCAGAAUUGCCUCCAGCUGCAGCAGGAGAAAAUGUAGCAGGGGAGGAAGACGCAGCUGAGGAAUAUGACAGCUACGGAAACUAUAUUGGUGGAGAUCCAAAUUACCAAGAAGAAUAUGAAGAAAGUCCAGGAUAUGGACCGGGUAUGGGCUGGAAGGAUGCCCGGGGUCGGGGCCGCGGGAUGCUCAGAGGCCGCGGGCGCGGCAUGAGAGGCAGGGGCGCUCCGCCCGGCUUUAGAGAUCGCUCCCCAAUAUCUGGCAGAGAUCGCGGCUUCGACCGGUACCCUCAGAAACUGCCUGACUACCCCAGAGCUGUGCCGGUAUCGGAAAGAAAUGACUGUGAAAUUAUUGUGGUGUCCAAAGCACUAACCGAAUACGCGGAAUAUAUCGAAGGUCGGCUAAAACAUCUAGGCAUCGUAGUCGAUCUCCUGUUCCCGAUGGAAGAUGUCCCCAUCGGGAAGGUACUUGGCAACAUCGCGUCGAGAGGCUGCCUCUACGCCAUACUAGUCAUGCCGCAGAAUCAGGAGCACAGAUCAAUGACGUUGACCAUACUACACGGGUUACCGCAAGAGCACCGCAACAUGCCAAUAGAAGACGCUCUCCAGCUGGUCUCUCGCAACUUCCAAGAGGUGCAGCGCGGCGGGCCGGCCGGGCGCGAGGCGGUGUACGCGCUGCUAGGACAGCUGGCCGACGGCCGCGCGCUCACCGUCAUGCAGUACGACAAGGUCAUCGAGUACUUGCAGGAGCGUCGUGCGCAGCAAGUGAAAAUCGAGUUAGGCGAGCCCACAACCCCAGCGCCGACGCAAAACAAAGCGUCAGUGGACCUUCAGCAAAGAAUCCUCAGUAUCCUCAACGACAAGAAGGUGCUUCCCGCCGUCACGCCGCCGACCCCGCCUCCCGCGGCGCCCGCCGCCCCCGCCGAUAACAAACUACUCAGCGACCCGACCGUCAAAAAGGCAUUAGAAUCCAUACUGCAAAAGUUCACGUAAUUGUAAGCCAUGUACACAAACCUAUAUUCGAGUAACCCAGUUCUGGUUUAAU
This is a messenger RNA of Ostrinia nubilalis (European corn borer), 1430 nucleotides long. It is a transcript of the gene Neos, whose product is annotated as nuclear receptor coactivator 5. The record is from RefSeq and is a predicted model, not a curated record. Bases 86 to 1378 code for a protein of 430 amino acids. Lineage: Eukaryota; Metazoa; Arthropoda; Insecta; Lepidoptera; Crambidae. The transcript is spliced from 8 exons. Gene Ontology annotation, molecular function: RNA binding.